This is a messenger RNA of Penicillium angulare, 1326 nucleotides long. RefSeq lists its product as uncharacterized. Gene Ontology annotation, cellular component: cytoplasm. Gene Ontology annotation, molecular function: protein binding. NCBI's taxonomy places the organism in Eukaryota, Fungi, Ascomycota, Eurotiomycetes, Eurotiales, Aspergillaceae. The transcript has 4 exons. The coding region runs from base 1 to 1326 and encodes 441 amino acids. The record is from RefSeq and is a predicted model, not a curated record.
AUGCAUGUGAACAAGAGAAUCGGUCGAUUUAAACAAUGGGCAGGAGAAAGAAUGGGUGGAGAGGCCAAGACCUGCCAAACAGAUGAUUUCAAGGCCAUGGAAACCGAGAUGAAUGUACGACAUGAAGGCGUCGAUCGCAUUCAUAAGUCCAUGACUGGCUACGUCAAGGCCGUCUCAAAGCGCAGUGAGGGAGAUGAUAAGGAAAAGACUCUACCAGUGGCCCAUCUGGGAACCAGCAUGGUCAGCCAUGGAGAGGAUUUUGACGGAAACUCAGAAUACGGGCAGUGCCUGAUCAUGUUCGGCAGGACCGAGGAGCGAAUUGCUCGCAUCCAAGAGGGCUAUAUUACACAGGCGACUUCGAGCUGGCUUGAAUCCCUAGAGAGAUCUCUUACUCAAAUGAAAGAGUACCAGCAAGCUCGCAAGAAGCUAGAUAGCCGACGCUUGGGAUACGAUACGUCUCUUUCUAAGAUGGAAAAAGCUAAGAAAGAGGAUUUCCGUGUAGAGGAAGAGCUCCGCACGCAAAAAUUCAAAUACGAAGAAGCCAACGAGGACGUAUUCCGCCGCAUGCAGGACAUUAAGGAGGGAGAAGCCGACAGCGUCAUGGAUCUGGGCCAAUUUCUGGAUGCUCAGCUGGAAUACCAUGACCGGUGCCGAGAGACUCUUCUCCAACUCAAGAAUGAAUGGCCUGGAGGCACUGGUCGCGGCCCAUCGCCUACACGCCGUCCUACACGACCCCAUCCAAACACCGCGCAUUCGUACCAGGAACGGUAUGAACCUGUGCAGGAGGAAAUGAUCAGCGCCGUAGAGAGCCGAGCCACUAUCAGGCCGACUAGAACCAUUUCAUCGAAUGUCGCAGAUACUUUCCCCAGAGAUGUCCAAAGAGACCUCACCCCUGUGAGCCAUGGUUAUUCUCGACCAGUUCUGAGUAGAACUCCGACUUUCGAGGGACCGGCGCAACUUCGUCAGGAACAAUCUCCGAUUGCUUCUCAGUGGAUCCAACGAACUGCCAGCGAUACUCUUCCGGCCCGUCGUAACAGCAUCCUGCUAAACACGCGAACCAACGCUGAUCCUUACGCCGAUUCCGAAGUAAGCUCCUAUGGCUCCUAUGGUCGCUCUAGUCCAGAGCGUUUGUACGGUGAUCGAUCAUGCUCGCCAGCUACGUCCCAUGGCAGUAGUGUGGCAUCUCGACGACCUAGUAAUACCGCCCUGAACGCGAGUGGACUGACGAAGAAAGCACCUCCACCUCCACCACCAUCUCGUGCGAAGAAGCCCCCACCACCCCCUCCUCCAGUCAAGCGAAGCUUGACAACUCUCUCGACUGCGUAG